Stereum hirsutum FP-91666 SS1 is the source of this 1089-nucleotide messenger RNA. RefSeq lists its product as uncharacterized. The record is from RefSeq and is a predicted model, not a curated record. Lineage: Eukaryota; Fungi; Basidiomycota; Agaricomycetes; Russulales; Stereaceae. The annotation marks the transcript as partial. The transcript has 2 exons.
AUGUCAUUGUCUCUGGACGUGUCUGAACUGGCCUUUGGAGGUCGAAACGUCGUUGCAUCCGGUGACUUCGCACAGUUACCACCUUCGUCGGCUGGUUAUCCCUUGUACAGUCAUGCUGUAGGUUCCACUAUUCAUAAAGUAAAUUCAGUACAACUGCAGCGCACCAGCAUGGGAAAGGCGCUGUGGCACACGUUCACAACGGUUGUUUUGUUAACCCAGAAUAUGAGACAGCAGGGCUCUUCCGAGGAAGAUCUUUACUUUAGACAGAUACUUAUGGAUUUGAGACAUUGUGCUUGCUCAGACGAGCAGAUUGCGUGGAUGAACAGUAAGAUUGCAGGUCGAGGGCCAGGGCAGCCCCGUAUGUCUGAUUCGGAUGUCAAAUAUGCUUCAAUUAUCACUGCCUGGAAUGCCUCUAGAGAUAAGAUCAACGAUAUGGGUGCGCCAGCCUUUGCAAGGGACAACAAUCACGCACUGGAUGUAUUUUACUCUUUGGACAGGUGGUCAACCAUCGACGUGCUCCGAACUAGUGAUGUGGUGGAGCAAAAAAUGCAGGAGAAACUAUGGGCCGUGCAUCCCGCUAGAUCAGAGCAUCAUCCCGGUUGCUUGAGGAUCUGCUUGGGCAUGCCUGUUCUGAUAAAACACAACGAAGCUACAGAAGCGGGUGUUACUAACGGGGCUGAAGGUUUUGUGGUUGGGUGGAAUGCUCGGGAAAUUGGCAGAGGUAAACAAACGUUGGAUACACUGUUUGUGAAGUUGAAACUUACUGCUAGUACCGUGCGUGUCAAAGGUUUGCCUGACAAUGUGGUUCCUGUGACGGCGUACACAAAGUCCAUUGCUGUUAAAUUAACGGAUGAUACUGAGGUUAGGCUAUCACGCACACAGAUUCCGGUAGUACUGAACUUCGGUAUGACUGAUUAUGGGAGUCAAGGGCGUAGUCGUGUACACAAUCCUUUUGAUCCUGGCGAGUGUCGAAGCCAUCAAUCUCUGUAUACCUGUCUAUCCAGAGGAACGUCUUGGAGUAGCACAAUACUGGUUCGUCCGAUUCCGCAGUCUAUGGCCAAAGGCAAGCUGUCUGAGCAAUUGCGCAGA